AUGGCGAAUGACGCGGGCGGUGUUGGAGACCAUAAUCCGCAAUUUGUUAAUUUCACGGAUGAAAAUAUAUCGGAUAUAGUGAGGGAAGCCGUUGGAGGGGUAAAAAGUUACAUUGACGAGGCUCUGGCCCAACAGAAAGAGAACACGAUUAAGUCAAUUGAGACCUUUAAAAUAGCGUACGUGCUUCGGUCGCGUGCUUACAGAAAGGAGAGAAUUGCCUCAGCCACUUUAGAGUUGAGCAAGGUAGAAGAAGAGAUAGCGAAGAGGAACAAGCUCAUCCGCAUCGCCGACAAGUCAGAGGAUGGGUGGAAGGUCGUCGAUGAGUAUCUGUCCGAAGAGCUUGCCAGUGACUCCGACGACGAAAAGAAAAUUAGAGCAGCUCAGAGCAGAGCGGCUUCGAAGCGGAGAAGGACGAAGGCGCCCAAAGGGAAGACGCCAUACCAGAGGGUUAGGCGACCGAUGGCUCCCGAGUCUCAUCCUAAUCCUGAGUCUGGUUCUUUUCGCCGCUAUCUAACACAGUCUAGACCACAGCUUGGCCAAGCUGGUGGAGGUUUCCGACAGCCGAGAGGCACGGAUUUGUGCUUUGCCUGUGGCAAGCCGGGCCACUGGCGUAGGAAUUGCCAGUCAAACGUUGGAGGCAAGAGCAAGGAUGGCUCCAGCUUCUAGCAGCACUUUGGACAAAGGUAGGAAACAGCUUGUCUUUUUUCGCACUUGGUGUGGA
This is a messenger RNA of Strongylocentrotus purpuratus (purple sea urchin), 721 nucleotides long. RefSeq lists its product as uncharacterized. Gene Ontology annotation, molecular function: nucleic acid binding; zinc ion binding. The transcript is spliced from 2 exons. The coding region runs from base 1 to 666 and encodes 221 amino acids. Lineage: Eukaryota; Metazoa; Echinodermata; Echinoidea; Camarodonta; Strongylocentrotidae. The record is from RefSeq and is a predicted model, not a curated record.